UUGACUUGUCAAAAAUGUAAACACAAACGUCUCUGGUGGGGAAAAAAACAAAAAUAAAUACAAAAAGCUAAAAAGAUGUAUAAAAGCCGAAGCGACGUCGCUGUCGACGUCGCUGCCACCGCCGCUUUUUGGCCAGCUCUCAAGUGCGAUAUAAAAGCCCGGCCACAAGCCGCUCAACGAUCCACAGUCCAAAGUCGCUUGCAGCGAAAGACAUCUAUCUAUUCCCAGUGCACAGAAAGUUGAAUCGCCCCAGAAAAUAUGUACAAAUUCGUGUUGAUCGCCAGCCUGCUGGUCGCCGUCUGCAUGGCAGCUCCUCCCCGCGAGGAAACCGAAGCCGAGAAGUUAGAGAGGGAGGAGUACGAGAAUUAUCAGAAUGAAAACGCCCACUACUCAUUCAAUUCCCAAGUGGAUGAUAACAUCAACGAUGGACAAAUCUCGCGUACCGAGGAGCGCGAAGGAGGCACUGUUCGUGGUUCCUACAGCUACUUCGAUGGCUAUGUGAAACGCCGUGUUGAAUACAUUGCCGAUAAGAAUGGCUACAGGGUGCUCAAGGACGAGAUGGAGGAGGCCGGCAAUGGCCCAGUGUUCAACCCCGAAGGCCAAGCCGUCGUGGAGGGAUCUCUGAUUGGCAAAUACUCCAUCAAGUUGGACAAGACCGACGACGAGAAGCACUACAAGGACAUUCAUGCCUAGGACAUUCAUGAACUGAGGAUUUCUAACAUUUAGAAAAGAACUGAAUACUUUGUAGACCCCUAAAGUAGAGUAAAACACCAUCUGAACAAAAA
Molecule: messenger RNA, 785 nt
Organism: Drosophila yakuba
Lineage: Eukaryota; Metazoa; Arthropoda; Insecta; Diptera; Drosophilidae
Gene: Cpr51A
Product: cuticle protein 7
Exons: 2
Coding region: 259-693 (144 amino acids)
Cellular component (GO): chitin-based extracellular matrix
Molecular function (GO): structural constituent of chitin-based larval cuticle
Source: RefSeq, a predicted model, not a curated record